Penaeus monodon (black tiger shrimp) is the source of this 1547-nucleotide messenger RNA. RefSeq names its product juvenile hormone epoxide hydrolase 1-like. The coding region runs from base 105 to 1499 and encodes 464 amino acids. The transcript is spliced from 10 exons. Gene Ontology annotation, molecular function: epoxide hydrolase activity. The record is from RefSeq and is a predicted model, not a curated record. Gene Ontology annotation, biological process: epoxide metabolic process. Lineage: Eukaryota; Metazoa; Arthropoda; Malacostraca; Decapoda; Penaeidae.
AGUUUAUUAGUGGCCGCAGCUGAGGCGGCGAGACAGACCACUGGGGCAAGGCUCGCAGAUAGCAACAGGUUGUACUGGGAUAACCUCUUGAAGAAAUACAGAAGAUGUCAUGGAUGAGACUGUUUUCAGCGGCUAUAGUAAUAGCGGCCUUGCUAUACAAAAUAAGGGAGAAGUCCAUGGCAGAACCUCCCAUGCCAGAGCUCGACCCUGAUCCAUGGUGGGGACCCGGAGAACGCGAAAAGGGGGACGAUUCUGUAAGGAACUUCAAAAUUGCCAUUUCUAAUCAGGACCUUGAUGAUCUGAAGACUCGGCUUGCCAUGCCCCUGCGCCUCACACCCCCCCUUGAGAAUGCCAACUUCACCUAUGGGAUGAACCAGAAUACCCUGAAGGAUAUUGUGCAGCACUGGCGAUUUAAAUACGACUGGAGAAAGAGAGAAGCUCUUCUUAAUUAUUAUCCUCAUUUCAUGACCAAAAUUGAAGGUUUAGAUAUACACUUCAUGCGAGGUAAUGCCGAGACAAAGGGUGCUAAGGAUAUAAAAGUACUGCCACUGCUGCUUAUACAUGGAUGGCCUGGCAGCUUUGUGGAGUUUUACGAUAUCAUGCCUCUCCUGACCACACCACAGGAAGAUAGCAAUGUUGUGUUUGAAGUUAUAUGUCCUUCCAUACCAGGGUAUGGAUUCUCUCAGGGCUCAGCUAAGCAAGGUCUAAGCCACUUGGAAACAGCACAAAUAUUCUUAAAGCUUAUGAAGAGGCUGGGAUAUGACCAGUUCUACCUUCAGGGUGGUGACUGGGGCUCAAUCAUUGCAACAAGUAUGGCAACCAUGUAUCCUGAGAAUGUGCUGGGUAUCCAUCUCAACAUGUUUGUGGCCAACAGCAUAGGACCUAAUUUGAAGCUGCUUCUGGGAGCUUUUCUUCCUUCAGGCAUUGUGGUAUCUUAUGAAGACCAGGAAAAGCUCUAUCCCUUAAAAGAAAAGUUGGGCAUGUUUGCUCGUGAGACUGGAUAUCUCCAUCUCCAGGCUACAAAACCAGAUACUAUCGGUGCAGCACUGAACCAAAACCCUGUUAGUUUGGCUGCAUAUAUAAUGGAGAAAUUCAGUUCUUGGACCCAUAAAGAUAAUUACAAAGAAGUGGAUGGGGGGCUUCUGCACAAACAUUUUCCUAUUGAUAUUGACAAGAUCUUGGAUAAUAUCUGCAUUUAUUGGUUCACUGGUUCCAUCACGACAAGCAUGCGUUACUACGCUGAAAACUUCAGUCCAAAAAGCAUGGCAAACAAUCUUGAUAGCAAUCCUUGCCAUGUGCCAUCGGCAAUGUCUGCCUUCCCACAUGACCUUUUAAACCAACCUAAAAACUUUGUUGCUCACAAGUUUUAUGAUAUUGUCAGCUACAGCGACCAGUUAGUAGGUGGACAUUUCGCAGCCAUGGAGCGGCCAAAACUACUCGCUAGAGAUUUUCACCAGUUUGUCAACACUGUGGAAGCCAGAGAUAAUGAAACAAGCUAAAGUAUUUUAUCAAAAUAAAAAAUCAUGCUUCUGAAAUGUAUAAAUCUA